CGCAGUGUGGGUUAAGGCGCUAUAGUUCUCUUAUUUUUUGUUUUAAUGCUAAAGAUGCAUUACCGCCACCUACUGGACUGGAGUGUGGGCAGUCGAUCAAAUCAAAUGACAUGGAAAAUAAUAAUAAUAAUACCAAAACAAUACUACGUAAAUAAAGGAAAAAUAAAGAGAUAAAUAACUAUAUACUAGAUAUUCAGCCACAGUUCUUGUAUAUUUACUUACAACCACUGCAUAUAGACACGUGUAUAACCUAAUAGACCUAUAUAAGAUAUAACCCAGCACACCUAUACUAUAGCACUUGCAUUGGAAACAUACAUUACCGUCAAACGUUUAGACACAGUCAUUAUUUAUUCACCCCCCCGAAAAAAUACAUCCAAAAUAAUUUAGGAUAUAAAUUUUAAAUUUUUAGGAUCUUCAAAGUAGACGCCCUUUUUCCAGAAAUGUAUUCUUGGCAUUUCUCACUUGAUAUCUUGAGGAAUUUCCCUGAGAUGCUUUUUAAACAGUAUUAAAGGAGCCUCAUUUCACUGCUGACUUUGUUCCUGUCUUAAUUUCUUUGUGGGAUAUAAUAUAUAUUUUUUAGGAAAACAAUCUGCAGAUCACUGAUAGGAACCAGGUUCUGCUGGUCAGUCACGUUAGGAGGUUGGGUCCUGCAGCAGCUCCUCCACCAGGACCUGUCUUACUCAUCCCGGAGUUCUGCUACCUCACAGGUCUCCCUCACAGAGCGGGAGAAACACAGCGCUUAAUCAUUGUCUGCUUCUUAUCGCACUAAUUGUUGUAACUUGCUCAGGUCUGACUGAUAAGAUGCGCACGACUUUAACAUCAUGAAGGACCUUUCCACUCACACCAGACUGACCCCAGAACAGUGGGAGAACCGCCUCAACAGAUUCAUCAACAACAUGAGCAGGAAUGCCAGUGUUCAGACUACACUCAGCACAUGGGGUCUAAGCUUUGAGAACGAGCUGCUGAAUCUGACUGGAAGAGUCCUUCCUGCUGAAAGGAUCCUACAGGGAGUGAGAGCAUACGAGUACAACCCAUGUGAUGCGGUUUGGUCUAAAGAGAUGCGAGGGCUUCCUCUGAUGACCAGCAUGCCUCUGGAGACCUGGCUGCUGUCCCAUACGCGCCGUAACGCUGACGUCGCUCACUCACUGCUGCAGACCCUCAACAAAGUGCCCGUGGGCAUCCACCUUCAGAGGCCGGGAAUGAUGGAGUACGAUGAUCGACAGGAGGCUCUGCUGAGAGCUCUGCAGCAGAGAGUGGGGCAACAGGUUCAGAUGGUGGUUGUGAUCCUCUCAACCAACCGUAAGGAUAAAUACGAUUGCGUGAAGAAGUACCUGUGUGUGGACUGUCCCAGUCCAAGCCAGUGUGUGGUGGCUCACACCCUCAGCAGACCUCAGACCCUCAUGACCAUAGCCACAAAGAUCUCCUUGCAGAUGAACUGCAAGAUGGAAGGAGAGCCGUGGAGCGUCGAGAUCCCGUUGAAGCACCUGAUGAUGUUGGUAUCGACUGCUACCACGACAGUGCCGCAGGAAAGAGAUCCAUCGGUGCACUGGUGGCCAGCCUCAACCCGGGCAUGUCCAGCUGCGCUGAAGGCCUACUUCAAAUACAACGAAUGUUUGCCAUCACGCAUCGUGGUGUACCGAGACGGCGUGGGCGACGGCGUGCUGCUGAGCGUAGUCGACUACGAAGUGCCUCAGUUCACGCAGUCCACCAAGGCCAUGGGUGAAGAUUCCGCGCCCAAACUGACCGUGUUGGUGGUGAAGAAACGCAUCUCUUCCAGAUUCUUCGCUCUCCUCGACGCCAGACUGAGCAACCCUCCUCCCGGAACGGUCAUCGACGCCGAAGUCACGUGACCCGAGUGGUACGACUUCAUCGUGAGUCACAAAGUGCGCUUCGGCAGUGUGGCCCCCACUCACUACAACGUGGUGUACGACAGCAGUGGCCUCAAACCAGACCACAUGCAGAGACUCACCUACAAACUCUGCCACAUGUAUUACAACUGGCAGGUAAAAGCCACACACACACACACACGUUCAUACGGGAGGAGGGUUGCUCAGUCAACGAUUUUCAUUAUCGAUUAUUAUCAACUAUUAUGGAUUAGUUGUUGCAGCUCUAUUUGCAACACAUUAUACUAAGAAUUGUGUGGUAUUUUAAGAUGUUUGUUCAAGGUAAUGCAGUUAAUACCCAUUGCAGUUCUUUAUACUUCGGGGUUAUUACUCAGAUUAUAAAUGUAUUUGAGUGAGGACAUUUAUCACCUGUGUGCUUUUUCUGCAUUGUUAUUAGCAUAUGUACUGUAUGAUUUAGUAAAAUAAUCAUUAGCCAUUACGUUGUUAUUCUGAUUACUCUGGGUGUGUGUGUGAGUGAGUUCAUGCUCUUGGGUGUGUGUGCUGUGUGCUGCACUUCCUCUUUUUGGUCAGGCCCUAGGCCUUGCUGUAGUUAACUUUUAAGAGACACUGUCUAUAAGGAAGAGAGCAUGACUCUGCUCUUUCCCUUAUUCUCAAUAAAUUCUCAUUCUCCAUAUUUUAUUGCCCUUGUGUUUUAUUUCUAUCAAAAAUCUUCUCCAACACUGAUAACGAUCGGUCUGAUGAGACCUGAGCCAGGAGAGGACCGUUCCCUUAAUGCCAACAACAUUUUCUAAUCUAUCUAGCACAGAGGUGCCCAAACUUUUUCCUGUGAAGGGCCAAGUUUGGCCCGCAGGCCCUAGUUUGGGCACCUCUGAUCUAGCGUGUAGCGGAGCGUUGAUUCGGUCGCCUGAUCGAGUUCUAUCGGAUCAGACGGUGAUCCAAAUCUAACUGAUGUCUGUGCGAGGUUAUUGAUGAAGCUCGGUGCAGUAGCUGAUGUGAAAGUACAUUGUAUGCGGUGGCGAGGUGGAAAUAUGAUCCAUACGUAUUAUGAACGAGAUAAGAUAAUGGUCUGAGACAACUUCAGACUGUGGAAGUGUUACAAUAUUUUCUAUAUUUAAUCCGUACGUAUGAGGUCAAGAGUGUGACCACCAUUAUGAGUAGGCCCGAUUACGUUCUGAUUGACCUCUACUGAAUCUAAGAUGGACACAACCGCUGUUCUCAGAGGGUCUUCUGGGUUAUCAAAAUGAAUAUUAAAGUCUCAGAUGAUUAAUGCUUUAUCUACAGAAACAACCAGGUUUGAGAUAAAGUCUGCAAAUUCACUAAGAAAUUCAGCAUAUGGCCCUGGGGGUCUGUAAAUAAUAAUUAGAGGAAUUGACUUAAGUUCUACAUAAGUUAUGCAGGUAUAAAGAAUUUCAAAAGAAUUAAAUUCAUGAUUAGGUUUUUGUGUGACGACUGGAUUUUGACUAUGGAUGAGACCAACACCUCCUCCUCUACCAGUUGAACGAGGCUGAUGUUCAUAACUGUAUCCAGGAGGACUGGCUUCAUUUAAUGCUAUGUACUCGUUUGGUUUAAUCCAAGUUUCCGUUAAACACAUUAAAUUACAUUCCUGAUCAGUAAUGAUGUCGUUAACAAUAAGAGCCUUAGACGCAAGAGAUCUAAUGUUUAAUAGUCCUAGCUUCAGAUUAAAGGUGCUGGAUGUAUGAUCUAAUUUAAGGUUAAUUAGGUUACUAAAACAAGCAUUCUGAAAUUGUCUAUGUAUUUGUAUUGCUCGGGGAACAGACACAGUCUCUAUAGUAUGUACUACAGGUGU
Molecule: messenger RNA, 3651 nt
Organism: Ictalurus furcatus (blue catfish)
Lineage: Eukaryota; Metazoa; Chordata; Actinopteri; Siluriformes; Ictaluridae
Product: piwi-like protein 1
Exons: 9
Coding region: 822-1850 (342 amino acids)
Biological process (GO): regulatory ncRNA-mediated gene silencing
Cellular component (GO): P granule
Molecular function (GO): piRNA binding
Source: RefSeq, a predicted model, not a curated record